CUGCUCUUCCCCGGAUCUCCCUCUCUCUCUCUCAGCUCAUUGCUCUCUCCGAGUGAGACUGCGGGUUGCGAUUUGCCGGAAUCGGGUCAGGCGGAGGGAGGGAGGGAUCCGCUCGGGAUCCGCUCGGGAUCCCGGGGCUCGGAUAGAGACUGGAGGCCGUGAGCAGCCGGAGAUCCAGCCUGAGAGAGAGAGAGAGAUUAACAAACAUUCACCUUAACCUUCACAAAGACUGCAGAGGAUGUUGGAUGUCGCUGUGAUUUAAGAAUCCUCGGUCUGGACUCGAUCCCCAUCUGCUCUGGUGAAGAUGCUGAUCAAAGAAUAUCGCAUCGCACUCCCGAUGAGCCUCCAAGAAUAUCAGGUGGCCCAACUGUACAUGAUCCAGAAGAAGAGUCGGGAGGAGAGCAGCGGUGAAGGCAGUGGGGUGGAGAUUUUAGCCAAUCGGCCGUACUCCGAUGGGCCAGGGGGCUGCGGCCAGUUUACGCACAAGGUUUACCACGUGGGCUCGCACAUUCCCGCCUGGUUCCGGGCUCUGCUUCCCAAAGCGGCACUCCAGGUGGAGGAGGAAUCUUGGAAUGCGUACCCGUACACCCGGACCAGGUAUACCUGCCCCUUCGUAGAGAAGUUCUUCAUUGACAUCGAAACCUAUUACAAACCAGAUUGUGGAGAGCAGCCCAAUGUCUUCAACUUGGUGCAGGCAGAGAAGAGGCAACGGAUUGUGGACGUGAUUGACAUUGUGAGGGACCCGAUCUCGCAGGCAGAGUACAAACCGCAGGAGGAUCCGCGCUUGUACCAGUCGCUGAAGACAGCGCGUGGACCCCUGCCCGAGAACUGGAUUGAAGACAGGAGGGGGCAGAAUGGGACAGCAGUGGUGAUGUGUGCCUACAAACUGUGUAAGGUGGAAUUCCGAUACUGGGGAAUGCAGUCCAAGAUCGAACAGUUCAUUCACGAUGUCGGGCUGCGGAGGGUAAUGCUUCGAGCCCAUCGCCAGGCUUGGUGUUGGCAGGACGAGUGGUGCGACCUGACCAUGGAGGACAUCCGGAGGCUUGAGGAGGAGACGGCCCGAAUGCUGGCCCAGAGGAUGGGGAAGCACAGCGAGGAGCCGGGGCGAGGCAUCGAAGCCUGGGGAGGCUCCCCCAGCCCCGGGGGGGUAGAAGGCCCGAGGCCCACCUCCGACUCUGUGGACGGGAAGGACCCGGCGGAGGAUGGAGUCCCCAAGCAAUGGUCGCUGUCCUCGAGGUCUUCGCACGGCUCCCAGCUCGCAGGAGCUGUAACACAACAGAGCCUCUCCGAGUGGAGAAUGCAGAACAUCGCCAGGGAUUCGGAUAACAGCUCGGAUGAGGAAUUCUUCGAUGCAUACGAAGAUCUCUCGGACAGCGAUGAAGUUUUCUCACGGAUGAUAACACGGUGGAGUUCCAAUGAUUUCAUCGACAAGGCGGUGUCUGUCACUGAGAGCGAGGACCAGCAGGGUGACGCGUCUCCUGUGUUGCGGGACUGCAGUGGACGGCCGCCCCCCUGCUCGAUGGACACUCGCUCCCUGUCCGAGAGCGUUUCCUCAGAGAACAUUAGUCAAAGCUGCAAGAUUCAUGUCCUGAUGCUGAUUAUCCACGGGGGGACUAUUCUGGACCCGGGGCCUGGUGACCCCAGCUCCAAGUUGGCUGACCUCUCGACCCUGAGGUCAAUCUUCGACACAGUGACUCGGGUCCAUUUCCCCGAGGCUCUGGGACAUAUUGUGUCACGGAUCGUAUCCUGUCCACCGGUCUGCUCCGAGGCUUUAGCUCUCAUCUCCAACCUCAGUCCCUAUGGUUACGAUGAUGAUGGGCUAUCUUCGAGUCAGGACCAGAUACCUCUGGCUGCCCUCCCUCUGCUCGCGACCUCCUCGGUUCAGUAUCGCGAAGCCGUGACUGGGAUCAUCGCUCGUAGCAACCAGGUCUACGCAGAGUUCCUCAAAUCUGCUGAAGGGACCAACUUCAAGGGGCAGGUUUGUAUUAUCGGUGACUGCGUAGGAGGGAUCCUUGGAUUCGACGCCCUGUGUAACAAUGUGGCUGUCAGCAGUGCCACAAGCAGCCGGCGAGGGAGUGUGAGCACUGAGAGACUGUCUCCAGAGAUCCUGAUAGACACGGACUCACUGAGCAACUGCAAGCUGGAGAGAACCCGUCAGCUAAGCAAGAGUCACAAUGAGCUGUCGACAGCCUCAUCGAUGGAGACUCAGGGAGACACGCCCAGAAAGCACAGUAACUCCUCAACGUCCGACAUCGACUCUGUAAAACACCAUCAAAGCUUCCUGUCCACGUGA
Molecule: messenger RNA, 2293 nt
Organism: Carcharodon carcharias (great white shark)
Lineage: Eukaryota; Metazoa; Chordata; Chondrichthyes; Lamniformes; Lamnidae
Product: membrane-associated phosphatidylinositol transfer protein 1-like
Exons: 13
Coding region: 305-2293 (662 amino acids)
Biological process (GO): phospholipid transport
Cellular component (GO): cytoplasm
Molecular function (GO): phosphatidylcholine binding; phosphatidylcholine intramembrane carrier activity; phosphatidylinositol transfer activity
Source: RefSeq, a predicted model, not a curated record